Messenger RNA from Amphiprion ocellaris (clown anemonefish), 3941 nucleotides. RefSeq names its product zinc finger protein 391-like. The record is from RefSeq and is a predicted model, not a curated record. The transcript has 2 exons. Gene Ontology annotation, cellular component: nucleus. Bases 215 to 1699 code for a protein of 494 amino acids. Gene Ontology annotation, biological process: regulation of transcription by RNA polymerase II. Lineage: Eukaryota; Metazoa; Chordata; Actinopteri; Pomacentridae. Gene Ontology annotation, molecular function: DNA-binding transcription activator activity, RNA polymerase II-specific; RNA polymerase II cis-regulatory region sequence-specific DNA binding.
GUCCUCAGACCCUCCUGUCCUCAGAAACUCACCUGUCCUCAGACCCUCCUGUCCUGCCGCUGUGCUGCUGCCUCCCUCCAGCAGGGGUCGCUGUCUCUCUCCGCUCCGCUCUCUUCUCUCUGCUUCUUUCUCGUCGUCGACGCGGAACUCGGAGUGUUUACCUCCCCGCUGGCUCUCUUUGUUCUGGGGGCUCCGAGUGCGGAGAAGCCGCAGAAUGUGCGCCGUGCAGCUGCUGCGGGUGUCGGUCCAUGAGCGGAUCAGCGCCGCCGCUGAAGACUUUCUGCUGCAGCUGGAAAAAGGACAAGAAGCGGCGGAGCUCCCGGCGCUGAGAGCGCUGCUCACCGAGCGGCUAACAGCGGCUGCGGAGGAGAUCGUCGGUCUGUUGGAGGAAACCGUGGCGGACUACGAGGACCGAGUGGAGCGAUCAGAGCGGGAGAUCUGCCGCCAGAGGAGGCUGCUGGAUGCCGUGCUGAAGCCCGAAGUCCGGCUGUACCGAGCAGUGGGUCCUGCAGAUGCCCAGGAGCUUUUGGUGAAUAAAGACGAGAUUCAGCAGAAGUGUAGCUCCAGUCUGAACCAGCAGGACCAGGAGCCGCACAGAAUCAAAGAGGAGCAGGAGGAACUGUGGAGCAGUCAGGAGUCAGAGCAGUUCCAAGGCCUGCAGGAAACAGAAGUCACCAAAUUCACCUUCAGUCCUGUUUCUGUUAAGACUGAGGAUGAUGAAGAGAAACCACAGUCCUCACAGCUUCAUCACAGAGACUCUGUGAAAGAACCAGAACCAGAUCCAGAUCGACGCUUGCACCCAGUUAGUGAAGAUAAUUCUUUGGACUCUACUGAGACCGACGACAGUGACUGUGAUUGGACACAAACUAACGAAGCCCAGUCGGGCACUGAGGACAUUAGGAACAGUGAAGUCACUGGUGACCUGCAGUCAGCAGUGAAGGAGAGACCGUUUCCUUGCUCAUACUGUGGGAAAAGGUUUAGCCUCAAAGGAAACCUGAACAGACACAUCAGAGACCACACAGGCGAAAGGCCUUUUCCCUGCACAGACUGUGAUAAAUCCUUUAAAGACAGUGGGUCGCUAACAGCACACAUGAGGUGUCACACUGGAGAGCAACCAUACAGCUGCUUAUUCUGUGGGAAGAACUUCAGCGGCAGAGGAAACAUGACCCGACACAUGAGGAUUCACACUGGUGAGAAACCCUUCACCUGCUCUGUCUGUAGUAAAAGCUUCCAUGUGAAAGAACACCUCAACAGACACAUGAAGUACCAUACUGGGGAGAAACCCUUCAGCUGCUCCAUCUGUGGGAAGGGCUGUGCUCAAAAGACUGACCUAAAGAAACACAUGAGAGUUCACACAGGGGAGAAACCAUUCAGUUGCCCCUUCUGCGGGAAGUGCUGUGCAGAGAAAGGAGACCUGACAAAACAUAUGAGAGUGCACACUGGAGAGAAACCCUUCAGCUGCACAAUCUGCGGGAAGAGCUGUGCCCAGAAGGGGAGCCUGAAAAUCCACAUGAGAGUUCAUACUGGAGAGAAACCGUUCAGCUGCUCCAUCUGUGGCAAAUGUUUCACUGUCACCGGACACCUGAAGAGACACAUGAAGCUGCACACAGCCGACAGUCACCCGAGUGAAUCUCCAGGUUCACAGGCAGCCAAAGUUCAGACUGAAGGUAAACCUGAUGAAGGAGCGAACACAUCAUGAAGAAGAGGUGCAGCCAAGUUCAUGCAGCUGCUCUGACUGUCACAGCAGGGUUAAAGAUGAUGAGAAAAUAUUUAUCAAUGAUGUUGAACUUGAGAUGAGUGGUGAACAUCUUUAAAAAAAUUCCAGUAGAACCAGAUGAUCAAACCGCCACUCUGCCUUCAUUGGGAACCAAACAGAGUGUGAGGAGAUGUUGGGAUUGUAGCUGCUCUCACAAGUCCAGACAAAAGAUCGCUGAUUGAGUGAAGUCUGAUUUUGUGGUUGCUAGUUUUGAAAAGUUCCAAACCUUGUUCACUACAGCUUCAAAGAGUCAGAAGAACCUGCUGCUGCUGCUGUGUGAAUGCAGAGUGGCAACAGUGAUGGUGGCUUUGCACAUGUUGGAAUCGCGACUCCACAGCUUUAACGGUCAUAAACAAAAGUGUGCUUGUAAAGGUUAUGUAUAUCUUGGCAGUAAUAACAUUCCAUUGAUUUCCAAACCUCCUAAUUUUCUACGAUGAAAUCAUUGAAGUGCAUUAAUCUUUGUCACAAAAAAAAAAUCAUGUUUUUAAUGUCUUUUGUCCACUUUUACCUUAGUUGGGUUCUUUUGGUUUCCGACCACAAGCUUCUGGUUGUAUCUCUGACUUGUUUCUUUAUUGCAGUCCUCAGGUUGUUGAUUCUACAAUUCUACAAUUUCAUUUAGCAGACGCUUUCAUCCAAAGCAUCGUACAUCUGAGAGUAGAUACAACACAAGCAAGGAAUUGGGUUUUAGUCAGGACUUUGGGGAGACCAGUCUAAAACCUUUAUUCUAGCCUGAUUGAAACAUUUCUUUAAGACGUCUGAUGUGUGUUUAGGCUUAUUGUCUUAUUGAAACAUCCAACUGUGUCCAAGAUCAACCUUCUGCUGAUGGUUUUAGGUUUUCCUGAAGAAAGUGGAGGUAAUCGUCCAUCUUCAUUAUUGCAUUUACUUUCGUGUAAAGCACCAGUUCCACAGAGUAUAAUACUGCCACCACCGUGCUUGAUGGUAGGUUUGGUGUUAUUGGGGUUAAAGGCCUCACUUUCUCUCGUCCAAUCAUAUUUCUUCUCAGUUUUUGUUCCAUCUGACCACAGAACUUUCCUCCAGAAGGCCUUUUCUUUUCCAUGUGAUCAGCAGCAGACUUGAGUGGAGCUUUAAGGUUCUGCUUCUAGAGGAAGAACUUCCUUCUUCAUGGAUCCUCUCAGCUCAUGUUGAUGUAAAACCCUGUGGACACUGACAGCUGUUUGUUCCAGCAGCUUCUCAUUCAUUCAGACCUGCUUUCUGAUGAUUCUUGGUUGACUCUUGACCAUCCUGACCAAUCGUCUCUCAGCAGCAGGUGAUAAUUUGUGUUUUCACUCUGAUGGUGGCAGUACUUUAUACUGAACUGGUCAGGAUAAAGUUCUGACAAACAUAACUUUAUCCUGACAAACAGAUGAUUGUGGGAUCUGAUGCUACUUUGAAAUGGCUCCAAGUGACUUUCUCACUUGUUCAAGUCAAUGAUUUGCUUUUUUCAGAUCUUUGCUGAGGUCCACAGACUUCCCCACUGUAGUGUUUGAGUCUAAUGAGUUCUAUUUAAAUUGGCCUGGGGGAGUCAGCAGCUGUAGUCAAAUUUAAUCACUUAGGAGAGGUUAAGAGGCCAUUAAGCUAAGAAAAUAUGAUUAACACAGCUUUCUACAUCACCAAAACAGAAAAUUCAAGUUGUUGGAUGUAUAGAUUUACCUUUAAUAAAUCUGUGAUUGUUUUAUGGGUUUUUUUUGUUUGUUUUGUGGCAAAGAUUCGUGUAUUUCAUUGAUUCCAUCAUAGAAAAUUCAGACUUAUAGAAGUCAGUGGAAACUAAAGACUGACAUGAUAUACGUGGACUUUCCAAGUGUAUAUAAACUUUUGUUUAUAGCUGCACUUCAGUAUUUAAUAGUAAACAGUGUUUAUUGACCUCAUUUGUGGUGCAUUUCUGUGCCUUUCAUGACAAAGACAAAGAAGGUGAAUGACAUGUUGAGGCUGCAUGAGAUUGGUAAAACUGAUGUUGCAAUAUCUUGGUUUUUCUGUGAUAUGAACAGAACUUAGUAAAUAUAUUAUGGUUUCACUGACCAAAUGUAGUCUGUGGUUAAAGCACUUCAGCCUGGUUAACUUGUUCACCAAAUCAUGUUUUGUUCUGCAGACUGGGCGUCUCUCGUCCUGCUGCCAUGUUCUCACUUCAGGAUCAUCAAGAAAAAUGUAAACUGGGUCAUUCCAAAUACAGUCAACCAAAUCAAACCUC